CACACACAAGCACACCUAAAAUUCCUUUUCAAAAUUUCUAUUCCCCAAAAGUGAAUUUAAUCCAAUUGUAAAAACAAUUCAGACAGCAAGCCCACAUUCUCCUAUCCAUCUCUCCUUACCCUAUCUCUGUUUUCUUCUACCUUUUUUCCAUUUUUCCCUAAUUUUUUUCUUUUUAAAAAUAAAGAAAUAGAAGCUUCCAUUGGAACCCGACGGCGCGUGAGAGGGUUUUACAUAAGGUUUUAUGGUCUGUUUGGAAUUUUCAAGAAUAUGGAUGAAGUCGAGCCUUAUGAUUGUUGGGAGGUCGUUGUAAAUGGAUGUUUGGAAGACAAAGAUUUGGACAAUAUUUUAAGCAUAUUGGACUCUCCGGUUGAGGGUUUUGAAUGGAAUGGGAUUUCUGGGGAAUGGGAUGCCAGCAAGUCGCAUUGUCUCGGGCCUAUACAGCCCAACGGGCUGACUGAUUCGGGCCAGCUGGUUUUACCUCCUAUCCCAACUGCCAACGCUAAUGCACCUCUCGAGCCAAAUCACCAAUCGUCCUUACAACCUAAAGGCACCACUUUUCCUCUGCUCACGAACAAAUUCACCGAUGCCCGAAAGGAAAAAGUGGCAUUCCACACACAAAGCCCUGUUUCCGUGCUUGAAGGCAACAACUGCCGCUCAUCCGUAAUCAAAUCCUGCACUAGCAAGCGAACUCGGUCCAAACGGGCCCGGCCUUUGGGCCUGAGCCCGUGGCUCUUCAUGCUGCCUCCAUUUGCCGCCACCAGCAAAGCUGGGAAAGGUAGGGGAAGAAGAAAGAAACUGUCUCCAAUCCUCGAGGGAGAUGAGCUGCAGAACGGUGUUAAAAAAUGCUCCCAUUGUGAAAUUACGAAAACGCCCCAAUGGAGGGAGGGCCCAUUGGGCCCAAAGACUCUCUGCAAUGCGUGUGGGGUCCGUUACAGGUCGGGCCGCCUUUUCCCGGAGUACCGACCUUUGGCAAGCCCGACUUUCGUGCCUUCAGUGCACUCGAAUUCGCACAGGAAAGUGAUUGAGAUGAGGAACAAGGCAACACAGCAGCCGCUGGGUGAAGUUGUGGGGCCCAUAUUGAUGUUGCCUGAGGCUGAGAAGGAGUUUGCUGAGAUGGAGAGCUAGUUGUGUUUGAUCAGCUGUGCUGAUGUUUCAGUUAGGGUCUAAAUUUAGUGUUUACUNUGUU
Striga asiatica is the source of this 1186-nucleotide messenger RNA. The record is from the annotation of a GenBank genome assembly. Lineage: Eukaryota; Viridiplantae; Streptophyta; Magnoliopsida; Lamiales; Orobanchaceae.